Messenger RNA from Lactuca saligna, 759 nucleotides. Lineage: Eukaryota; Viridiplantae; Streptophyta; Magnoliopsida; Asterales; Asteraceae. The record is from the annotation of a GenBank genome assembly.
AUGUAUGCCACCAGUGAGCAUCAUUUACAAGCUGAAACCCUAUUCACAUAUGGAAACAGAAUCAUCCUGAUACCCUCGUCCUUAAUCUCUUUUAACUCCUUCAUUCUUCUUCCAGUGGAGUUAUUUUCCAAAUCAGCAGCUCCUGCUGCUACACCACCACCAACCCCAGAGUUUUGUCGCCAUCCAUAUAUGUUGCAUCCGCGAGUUCAAUCUCUACACCAAUUGCUUUAUCACAUGCAUCUUUCGUUGGAAUCCUACCUGUGGUACUGGUUCUCAAUUUUGGUUGAUAAACCUACUCUAGGAAAUGCUCUCAUGAAUCUACGAUACAUAGAUGAACGCACCAUGGAAACAAGAGCAAAAUGUAAGUUGGUAGUCAGUAUACUUGGUUUCGUUUGCAAUCCUUAUCUUCUUUCUGCCAGUGGGGUGAUUCUGAACAGGUAUAGGAAUCUUAUCGAUAGAGCUAUAAAAGCAAGACUUGUUUAUGGGAGCCCUCAUAUGAAUCGUGCUGUUAAUUUCAAGUACAUGAAUCACCAGUUAGUUUGGAAUGAAUUUUCAGAAAUGCUGUUGUUGCUUCUUCCCAUUCUCAGUUCGUCUUCCAUGAAGAAUUUCUUCAUCCAUUCUCAAAACAUAACUAUUCAGGCUCUACUGGAGAUGAAACACUAUGCCCCAUCUGCCAGGCCAAUCCAACAAACAUGUAUCUCACCCUUCCUUGUCAACAUAGGCACAUUGCUAAAUCAAAAUUACCUUUUUGUCCUUUAG